Closterium sp. Yama58-4 is the source of this 861-nucleotide messenger RNA. Lineage: Eukaryota; Viridiplantae; Streptophyta; Zygnematophyceae; Desmidiales; Closteriaceae. The record is from the annotation of a GenBank genome assembly.
AUGUCCCUGCAUGCCUGGCUGGCAGGGAAUAAGAUCGCAGUCAUUGAGAAUCUCGGAGCCACAGAGGACCUGUUUGACAGCAUCGACCUGUCCGACAACGAGAUUGUGAAGCUGGAGGGGUUCCCGCUGCUGCGGCGGCUCUCCACUCUGCUGCUCUGCAACAACCGCAUCACCCGCAUCAGCCCCCAGCUAGGUACCCAACUCCCCAAGCUGCAGACCCUAGUGUUGGCCAACAACCGUCUCACCAACCUCGCAGACCUCGACCCACUUGCAUCCCUGGCCCACUCACUCACCUCGCUCUCUCUUCUCGACAACACGGUUGUUAAAAAGCCCAAGUACCGCCUCUACGCCAUUCACCUGCUGCCCAAGCUGCGACUGCUCGACUUCCGGAAAGUGAAGCUCAAGGAGAGGCAAGAAGCAGAGGCAACAUUCGGCAAGGACAGAGCGGCGGCAGCAGCAGCCAAGCGCGUAUCAGCCAACACUUUCGUGCCUGGGGAGGCACUGGCAGAGGCGGGGGGUGCAGGCGGGGGAGGGGAGGGAGCAGCAGCAGCUGAUGGUGCUGGUGGUGAUGGUGGGAAGGAGGGAGGGGAGGGUGCUGCUGCAGCAGCAGGAGCAGCGAAAGGGCCAACACCAGAGCAGAUCACAGCAAUCAAGGUGAAGGUUCCUUCCAUGUGUGAAGGUGAAGGGUUUCAUGGUGAAGGGUUUCAUGGUGAAGGGUUUCAUGGUGAAGGGUUUCAUGGUGAAGGGUUUCAUGGUGAAGGGUUUCAUGGUGAAAAAGGCAUACUAGGCCAAUUGCCAUCGGACAUCAAUGUGCCUUCUGCAGAUACAGACAAAACAAGCCAACCCAUGGAAGCUGAUUAA